Limanda limanda (common dab) is the source of this 1050-nucleotide messenger RNA. RefSeq names its product growth hormone-regulated TBC protein 1-A-like. Lineage: Eukaryota; Metazoa; Chordata; Actinopteri; Pleuronectiformes; Pleuronectidae. The record is from RefSeq and is a predicted model, not a curated record. The transcript is spliced from 8 exons. The coding region runs from base 1 to 1050 and encodes 349 amino acids.
AUGGAGAAGGAAACUCAAGGAAACGCUGCUCAGCCUCCAACAUGUAUUAAUGGCGGUGAGAGGAUUGACUCCUACGGCUUUGAGAGACAUCAUGAUUUUGAAUCCUACAAGGAGAUGAUGGACGAGUACGUGGCUGUCCUCAACAGAAGAUCCAUGAGAUGGUCCAAGCUCCUCCAAGAGACACCUCACGUGGAGAAGAACCUGACAGUGAAGAGGUACGUGCGUAAAGGAGUUCCCAACGAGCACCGGGCCAGGAUCUGGAUGGCGGCAAGUGGUGCCCAGGAACGACUGGAGAGUAACCCGGGUCAUUACCAGUCCCUGCUGGUCGCGGAGCAUGACCCCAAGCUGAAGGAAACCAUUCAAACAGAUAUAAACAGAACCUUUCCGAACAACGUCCUCUUCAAGAGCAAAGCCGAGCCCGGCCUGCAGAGGGCGCUGUACAAUGUGCUGCUGGCGUAUGGGCACCAUAAUCAAACAGUGGGGUACUGUCAGGGAAUGAACUUCAUUGUAGGCUACCUCAUCAUCAUCACCAAAGAUGAAGAGAAAUCCUUCUGGCUCAUGGAUGCACUGGUGGGCAGAAUACUUCCAGACUAUUACAGCCCGGCCAUGUUGGGGCUGAAGAUUGACCAGGAGGUUAUUGAUGAGCUGGUGAAGACAAAGUCUCCUGCAGUCGGACAGCUCAUGGCUCAGUAUCCCGGUAUCUGGACCCUGGUGGUGUCACGCUGGUUCAUCUGCCUCUACAUUGACAUCCUCCCAAUAGAGACAGUUCUACGCAUCUGGGAUUGUCUGUUCUAUGAAGGCUCUAAGGUUCUCUUCCGUGUCGCUCUGACACUCAUUGCUCACCACCAGCCGGAGAUCCUGAGAGCACGCUCUCUGUGUGAUGUGUGCGAGUGCUUCAAACAGAUCACGUGUGGAGCGUUCACGCUGGACUGCCACACCUUCAUGCAGAAAAUAUUUACAGAACCUGGAAGCCUCUCAAUGGCAACUAUUGAGAAACUGAGAGAGAAAUGCAGACAACAAAUCCUGUCGGGGGACUUGAGACAACCGUAA